ACUAUUGAAAUAUUCUGUGACAUUAUGUUUCCUAACCUGUUAUUCAAAAUGUUUAUAACAAAAGAAUGUUGAAUAUGCAGUUUGUUUGUUAAAUGAUGGUAAAUUAGUAAGUUUUAUACAAAGAUAUUGUUAAAUAAUGUCAUCAGAAAGUGAAGGCACAGACAAUGUAGAAGAAAGAGGUAUAAAGAGGAAAAGUACACCAUCUUCUUGGAAAAGAAAUAUAAGAAAAACUGCAAGAUGUAAAGGGGAGGAAUACCUAACCUCCAAAGGCAAUUUGAUUCCAGCCAGAACAACAGGACCUCCAUGCAGGUAGGUCUAUAACUACCAAUGUUAUCUAAAGCUUGUAUUUGUUAUAUACAUUACAAUAUUAGGCACUUACUUAUGUAUUUCUGAUAUCAAGAGAAUUAGUUUUAGUAGGCCUAAAUCUCUCAAUGCACUAUAUAUAUUUCCUUUAUUUUCCAACAAUCACAAAAAUAUUUAUCGUUUUGUUUUCAGAUGUCAGAGAAUGAAGUGUUUUGAGAAGAUCUCAGAUGAUGAAGCUAUUGAUGUGCUAAGACGUUUGCAUGAUUUGCCUACAAAAAAUCAACAAGACACAUUUAUUCAAUCUCUGAUUGAUAUACAUGAUGUUGAUCGCCGUCGACCUCGGAAGAAAGAGGGGGCAAGAAUUGUUGACAAAGUUUACAAAUACUAUGUUAUUAUAGGCCAUGUAAAGAGAGAGGUAUGUUACAAAGCUUUCUUAUCAUUGUUUGCUAUUACUGAUAAACGAGUGAAGAGGAUUAGAAAACUUGCUUUAUUGGGCAAAAGUCCCGUUGAUGAAAGAGGGAAAACAUCAAGUGCUAACACACUUCCACCUGAAGUUCGGGAAAAAAUCAGAAACCACAUUCUUAGCUUUCCAGUUAAAUGCACAAAAUACACUGGUAAAACAAAAUCAUAUCUCGAUGCCAGACUGUCUGUAAAGUCCAUGUAUAAUCUAUUCAAAGAUAAAAAUCCUGACAUUAACUGCAGUUAUCAGUUUUUCAUUAAGUUUUUCAAUGAAAACUUUUCUCUAUCAUUUGGCAGACCCCAGGUUGAUUGCUGCUGUACUUGUGAGGAGUUAAAACUUAAAAUUAAAAGCCCUCACAUAAAUGAAGCAGCCAAGAGGUGUGCGGCAGCGGAACUAAUGAUUCACAGAAGGAGGGCAAAGAAGUUUUAUAAUGAACUUAAAAAAGAACGAGACUGCAAAACUGAACCACACGUUCUGUCCAUCUGUAUGGAUUAUAUGCAAAAUAUUCAAUUGCCACGAAUCCCAGUUCAAGAGACUUUCUAUAUGAGGCAGUUAACAGUCAAUGUUUGCUGCAUACAUAACAUAAAGGAACAUAGUGCUAUGUUAUACCUUUAUCAUGAGGGUACUGCCAACAAAGGCCCAAAUGAAGUGUGCUCACUUUUAACGGAUUAUUUGAACACGGUUCCUCCAGAAAUUAAGGAGAUAAGGAUUUUCUCUGACAACUGUUCUGGCCAAAACAAAAACCACUCACUGGCACGUUUGUUAUUGGCUUUAACACAAACUGGUCGAUUUAAUAAAAUAGAACAGUUCUUCCCCAUCAGGGGUCAUUGUUUCUCCCCUGUGACCGAGAUUUUUCAAUGAUUAAAAGACAGCUGAGGAAACAUGACCGUUUAUAUUCCUUAAGAGAAAUCACUGAAUUAGUAAUCAAGAGCAGUAAUAAUAAUAAGUUUAUGGUGACACAUGUGAAAUCGGAACACAUAUUCGAUUACAAAAAUUGGUGGCCUCAAUAUUACAAAAAGUCUGUCGUUUCAGAAGAAACGCGCCCGAGAUCAGUUCCGAAAGAUGAUAAGCAACAGUUUGGCAUAAGUUCCUUCAUGCAUUUUUCUUUUAGUCAAGAAAUGCCUGGAACAAUUGUUGCACGAAAAUUUAUCAAUGGUAUGGUACUACAUACUUUUUGUUUGCGGCAAGCAAUGACGAACCCCGAAUUUCCACCAUGCAUUGCUUAUCCAGAAGGGAAGGUCCCCAUUAAAAAAAAGAAACUAGAUGACAUACGAAAACUUCUGCCCUAUAUUCCCGAGGAGCAUAAACAAUUUUACAUUGAUAUUUCUAACUGGCCAACAGCUGAAAACAUUGAUUUGGAAGUACAAGAUGAUUAACUGGAGAACAUUGAUUUGUAGGUACAAGAUGAUUAACUAACUGUAUAUAAUUUAAUUUUUGACAUACUGUA
Messenger RNA from Bacillus rossius redtenbacheri, 2210 nucleotides. RefSeq lists its product as uncharacterized. The transcript has 2 exons. Bases 506 to 1624 code for a protein of 372 amino acids. NCBI's taxonomy places the organism in Eukaryota, Metazoa, Arthropoda, Insecta, Phasmatodea, Bacillidae. The record is from RefSeq and is a predicted model, not a curated record.